CAGACCACCUGUCUCCGCGCGCUGAGGACGAACCGACCCACAGAGGAGACCAGGGACGCGCGUAAAUUCCCUCCGCGCGUCUCCGCCGCGCCAUGCCUCUCCUCCGCCUCUGACCGCCCCCCGAGGACCAUGAAGACGACGCGUAAGUGUCGCGCUCUGCUGUCCGUGGGGCUGAACCUGGUGGCGCUGUUCUUCUCCACCACCGCCUUCAUCACCACGUACUGGUGCGAGGGCACCCAGCGCGUGCCCAAGCCCAACUGCAGCAAGCAGCGGCGCCACAACUGCAUCGACUACGGCGUGAACGAGACGGACCAGAACAAGGUCCACUACAGCUGGGAGACCGGCGACGACCGCUUCCUCUUCCGCCGCUUCCACACCGGCAUCUGGUACUCCUGCGAGGAGAACAUCCACGAGCCAGGUGAGAAGUGCCGGAGCUUCAUUGAUCUCGCCCCGGCGUCAGAGAGAGGUGUGCUGUGGCUGUCCGUGGUGUCCGAGGUGCUCUACAUCCUGCUGCUGGUGGUGGGCUUCAGCCUCAUGUGUCUCGAGCUCUUCCACUCGAGCAACGUCAUCGACGGACUCAAACUCAACGCCUUCGCCGCCGUCUUCACCGUGCUCUCCGGUCUUUUAGGGAUGGUGGCCCACAUGAUGUACACUCAGGUGUUCCAGAUCACCGUCAGUCUUGGUCCUGAAGACUGGAGGCCUCACAGCUGGGACUACGGCUGGUCCUUCUGCAUGGCUUGGGCUUCCUUCACCUGCUGCAUGGCCGCCUCCGUCACCACCCUCAACUCCUACACCAAGACGGUGAUCGAGUUCAGGCACAAGCGCAAGCUGUUCGAGCAGGGCCUCCGCGAGGAACAGAACUACCUGGACCAGGAGGCCUUCCACUACUUCCAGGACCGCUCCCUCCAGUCCAUCUCCAGCGCCGUGGAGGUCUACCCGGGCCACGGCGGAGCCAGAGCCGGACUGCUGGUCUCGGGCCCAGUUCCCGGUCCGGGCCCCGGCGCCGGCCGGGGGAAGAUGAGGGGCACCUCGGCCUCCGCGGACCUGGGGGAGAACACGGACUCGCUGGGGGAGGAGCAGUGCUGAGGACUCUUCUUCUUCUUCUUCUUCUUCACAGCGGCCCUGGCUUCCUGUCGGAGGAGGAUUAGGAAGACGGAGAGGAGACGAAUCAGAGAAACACACGAACCAGGCGGACAUGUUCUUUAUUUAUUAACACAAAAUCUAUAUGAACUGUGACUUUGUGUCGAUCUGGGGAUUGAGAUCCUUGGUGGGCGGGAGGAAGGUGAUCUCCGGGUUAAGUGGAUGUGCUAUGUGUAGUAUUUCAGCGUGUUAUUAUCAGCAUAGAUGCAUUGAACGUGAGUCUGGCUGCCUGGAAGUAAAAGAUUCUCAUAUAUAGCAUUAAUAGUAGACUGUUCAAAUAUCUCCUAUAUUUCCUGUCGGGUAAAACGCGUCGCUGGAUGAACGGCGACAUCGGGGGACACGUCCACCACCUCGUGGUUAGCAGAUCGAAACGUGUAGUACGUGGCACAAUUCAGACGGAAUAGUUUGUGUAUUUGUUUCUGCCCGUUGACCUCCACACAUUUAUCGAAAGGGGCGGGGCUUAGCCUUUCUCAUCGAGGUGUCGAUCAUAACAGAGCACAUAGGGUUCUAAAAAGACACGCCAUUAAUGACAUGAUCUUAAUUUCAAUGACCACAUCUGGCGCUUCUUCGUUGGGAGUCGAGGGUGCCGGAUCAAAGGAGGUAAAAGGCUGCUUUUUAUUUUUAUAACAGGAGAAACAUGUUAUAUUUAUGUCAUAGAUGUAUUUUAAAACCAAAAAGGCAUCAGCCGAUCGUGUGGGUGACAAACAAAGAGUUUGGCAUGUCGUUGAGUGUUGUGUAACUUUGUUUUUGAUCAUGAAGUAGAAAAUAAAAAUGAAAAGGUGAGAGGACGUGAACUAAAUACUACACGUAGCACCGAGCGGCUGAACAAGGCCGCGCCCUAUUUACGACGCUGAAUGUGAAAACUAGUGUGAAGAGAUUAAAAGCUGCAUGUCAUAUUC
Messenger RNA from Gasterosteus aculeatus aculeatus (three-spined stickleback), 2039 nucleotides. RefSeq names its product gsg1-like (gene gsg1l). NCBI's taxonomy places the organism in Eukaryota, Metazoa, Chordata, Actinopteri, Perciformes, Gasterosteidae. Gene Ontology annotation, cellular component: plasma membrane. The record is from RefSeq and is a predicted model, not a curated record.